Molecule: messenger RNA, 2627 nt
Organism: Uloborus diversus
Lineage: Eukaryota; Metazoa; Arthropoda; Arachnida; Araneae; Uloboridae
Product: nucleolar protein 14 homolog
Exons: 3
Coding region: 248-2539 (763 amino acids)
Biological process (GO): maturation of SSU-rRNA
Cellular component (GO): small-subunit processome; Noc4p-Nop14p complex; nucleolus
Source: RefSeq, a predicted model, not a curated record
GUUUUUGUAAAUAGUAAACAUUGUCGUAGAUUUAACGCAAAAUUGUUUUAUUAAAUAAAUCUUUUAAGCAAAUAUAUAUAUCCAUUUUUGUGUACUUCUAACAAAGCUGUGCUUGAAAAUUUCCUGUAAUCUAUAUGGUAUUGAAUGCAGGUAUCCAUACUUUGGCAUAAGAUUGAAAAAUUCAUUGAAGACUUCUUGUUUAAUUCCACUUUUUAAUCAACAGGCUCAAUCCAGAUUUAAAGAAAUCAUGGGGCGUAAAAAUAUAAGGAAGAAAGUAAUAGCAAUGAAUGCGUCAUCGAAUCCAUUUAACAUCAAAAUGAAUCGCCAGAAGCAUUCCAUUCUUGGUCAAAAGGUCAAAGGCACUCAAGGCUUGCCAGGUAUAUCACAAGCCCUAAGCCAUGCUAAACGAAAAGAUCGGUUGUACAAAAAGAAGCUAAAAACAGGAAAAGCUAAUAAAUUUAUAGAUAAAAGGCUGAUGGAUGGUUCCCUUCCUUCUGAAGAACAAGCUGUCUUGAGAUUGGUUCAUGAGCGAAAGCAGAAGCUGAAGAAAAGUACCAUAAAGCUGAAUGAGCAAGAACAUUUGACGCAUAAAGGCAAGCCUUUACAUGAACUUCACAAGUAUGAGGGCAAAAGUGAUGAGUCGGAAGAUGAUGAGCAGUUGUCUGCAAAUUUCGUAAAGCAAGCACAUUUUGGAGGAUUUUCUUCUGAUGUUAGAGGAGAAACUCCCAAAUCACAUAAAGAAAUUAUCAAUGACCUCAUUGUGGAAAGCAAAAUCCGGAAGCAUGAAAAAAAGACCGAGAAUGAAGAGAAUGCAGAUUUGACUGAAAAAUUAGAUAACGAUUGGAAAAAUAUUUCGGCUUUGAUGGCUAGUAUUAAAAGCAACAAGCCAGCUGAGCAGCCAGAAAAGAAAGAUUCAUAUGAUGUCUCCCUUCAAGAAUUAAAAUUUGAAAUGAGAGCAACUGUUUCAAACCCUUUGAAAACUGCAGAAGAAAUUGAGAGGAAAGAACAAGAAAAAUUUCUGAAAUUAGAAGCAGAAAGAUUUAAGCGAAUGAAUGAUGGUGCUGAUUAUGUGAUCAACAAUAAUUUUUCUGCUGAUAGUAUUGAUGAUGGAUUUGAUAUACAACCUAUUUCUGUGGAUGAAACAGAAAGUAGAAAUUUGGGCGAUGGCAGUAAACCGAAACAUAUCGAUGUGGAGGAAAGUGAUGAGUCUAUGUCUGAAUCAGAUAAUGAUAAUGAUGAAAAAGAAGUUGAUAAGGAGACUGCAUCUUUGAAACGGCAUACUACAAAUGAAAAAGCAGCAGAAAAUGAAGAAUUGUCCAUUCCAGAAACAAGAGGAGAUUUUGACAUAAUUGCUACCAGCUGUCUUUUAGAUGAGCUACCAAAUAAAAUAAGCAGUAUCUUGAAUUCUAAUUUACCAUGCAAAUCUGAGAAGAGAAUGAGCAAACUUGAAAACUUUUUUAGUGUACUCAUUGAGUACACGCUAGAAAUUUGUGAAAAUCACAUGGAAGACUGUGCUGCAUUUUUUCCUUUCCUGUAUGACUUAGCACAAACUUCUCCUUUAAAAACUGGUAACAUUAUACUUAGUUAUUUAGAUCAAGAGCAGCAGAGUUUUCAGCAAUUGUUUAGUGAAAAAAAGAAAAAAUGUAAUCUUCCCCUUAAAAGUAUAUUGUUGCUGAAUGUGUGUGUUAAUCUGUAUUCAGUUUCAGAUUUUAGGCAUCCAGUCAUGACUCCUGCUUAUAUUUUUAUGUGUGAUAUUUUGAGUAAAGAAUAUAAUGCAUCUGUUCGGAAUAUACUUUAUAGACUGUUUAUAAGUAGAAUGAUUUUAAAAUGUAUAACAGACUCUAAGCGCUUUGUGCCAGAAGUUAUAAUGUUUUUGAAUAAAACAUUAUCUUUAGGAGUAAGAUCUGUAGAUAUAAAUGUGUCAGUUACGUUGAAGAGAAAUGUGAAUUUGGUCCUUGAGAAAGAGUUCAAAACAAAUAUCAGUCAACUGAACUUGAACAUGGUAAAAGCAAAAUGUAAUGAUGCUACCAAAAUGAGCAUUAUUUUUGAAAUCAUAAAUCAGCUACAAAGUUUUGCCCUUUUGUAUUCUAAUGUAUUUUCUUACAAAGAAAUAUUUGGUCAAACAUUAAGCAUAUGUCACCAGCUGCCUUUGGAUAAAUAUCCAGAUGUUCUUAUUCAAGCAAUUAAUUUGCUGAAAAAGACGUUAUCUGAGGGUGGAGAACCUCUUAGGCAUCUUGUGUUUCGAAACACAAAGCCGAAACCAUUAAAAAUGUUAGAGCCUGCUUUUGAGUCUAAAUUCAGCCUAAAAAAGAAUGAUAUUCCAAAAAAGAGAAAAUUAGUGAAGAGUGUUGAGCAAAAGAUUAGGAGAGAAGAAAAAUCUCUUUUAAGAGAGAUUCGUCGGGAUGCCCAAGUUGUUGCAUCAGAAAAAUUGAAAGAAACUCUUGAAGCUGACGAAGAAAGAAAGAGGAAAGUGAAGCAGUUAUAUGCUGAACUGUCCAUGCAAGAAGGAGAAUAUAAAAAAUACGCUAAAAGAAAAUAGCUCAAGUAGUUGUUAAAAAAAUUAAGUUGAUUUGUUGUAAAAGUAUGUAUAUAUUUUUACUUUGAAAUUAAAUGAUGAACUUUUUUCC